UAUAACAAUCCAACCAUUGGAUGGGAGAGUAGAGGGUUCCGGCGCCACAUUCGAAUCGCAAAUUCUGGUCGACCCCUUCGUGAAUUGUCAAUAGAGAAGGAGAUUUUAUCUGAUAGGAUCAAGCAAGCAACUAUAAGAAGUCCGAGAGGACCGCACCUAGUCCGGCGAUAUCCAUCUCAAGAUGAAAGUAAAAAAGUCGAAGACUGCCUCAACUUCCAAUACUAAUGUUGAUUUGAAGUCCAUCAUUCAUCAGCAUGCCCUGUUCAUCGACAAGUUAGUGGAGCUCAUCCCUGCGAGGUUCUAUUUAUCUAAUGAUGAAAAGGAGAAACCUUGGUUUCAAGGCCUUAGCAAGAAUGAGAAGGCUUUGGCCAAGAAGGAAUCGAAAGAAAAUCUUAAGAAAGUUAAAAGAGAUCGUAUGGAUCCAGAAAAGUCUGAUAAAUCAACCGUUGAUUUGCUUAAGCAAAACUUGGAAAAGAACAAGUUAAGGAUUGAAACUGGCGAUAAUAAAAAGGAUGAUAAGCCAAUGACAUCUGGGUUGGAGGAUGAUCAGUCAGUGACAUAUGAAGAACUUCGGCAACGUCUGCAUGAAAAGAUUGAAGAGUUCCGAGCAAAUAGAAAUACAGAAUGUUCAAAUAGAGAGAGGAAGAGGAAGGAAAGAAAUGAAAGGAGGGAACUGAUUCAUAAGAAACAGAAGAGAGAAAAUGGGCUCGAGGAAAAGAAAUCAACAGGCUAUCCCUCAAAAGAUGAAGUUGAAAAGAAUGUAGCUGAAGCCUCUAAAGAACUUGCCUUCAGUCACGUCAAAUUGGGGACCGAAGAAGAGCAUGGGAAGAAAAAGAAAAGAAAGUUCUCCAAGUUGGAGGAGCUUGAGAGAGCCAAAAAAUUGGAGGAAGCAAAGAAGGAUUCCGAGAAGGGAGAAAUAAUCUCAAAGAAGCAUUCUUGGAAAGCAGCAACGAAUAGGGCGGCUGGGUUAAAGGUUCACGAUGAUGCAAAACUCCUGAUGAAGAGCUUAAAGAAGGAAAAGAAACAGCAACUGAAGAAUGUUCAGAAAUGGAAAGAUAGGAUUGAAACUACACAGAAGAUGAAAGCAGAAAGACAGCAAAAGAGAUCAGAUAACAUAGCACAGAAAAUUCAAGAUAAGAAGAUGCGGAAAAUUGCAAAGAGGGAGAAGAAGCUUAUGCGGCCCGGCUUUGAAGGUCGCAAGGAAGGUUUCAUCAACGAAGGUACGACUUAAGGCAAAGGUGGUUGUGCAAUGUUGUUGCCAUUAUUGUUUUGACCUAGUAUAUUUAGGAAAUGCAACCAAAACAUAUAUGUGUUCCUUCUUUUUUUUCUUUUCUUUUAUGUUCUUCAUGUGAAAGAAAUGUUAUGAAGAACGAGAAGCCAAAAAGUGAUGAAAAUAGAGAGAUUAACAAAGCAUUUUGUGCCUUCUAAGAAAAUAUAAUUUUCUAUCCCUUAUCCGUUC
This is a messenger RNA of Cucumis melo (muskmelon), 1459 nucleotides long. RefSeq lists its product as uncharacterized. The transcript has 3 exons. The record is from RefSeq and is a predicted model, not a curated record. The coding region runs from base 182 to 1231 and encodes 349 amino acids. Gene Ontology annotation, biological process: ribosomal small subunit biogenesis; ribosomal large subunit biogenesis. Gene Ontology annotation, molecular function: DNA binding; RNA binding. Gene Ontology annotation, cellular component: nucleolus. Lineage: Eukaryota; Viridiplantae; Streptophyta; Magnoliopsida; Cucurbitales; Cucurbitaceae.